AGGGUCGUUCUUUGACGACGGGAUGUUUUUCUUGACCAAGGGCAGCGUGCGUGCGCCCGCCUCUUUCCCCGCUUGGGGCUGCAAAAACGCGGGAGGGGCGGAAGAGGGGCUGCUCUACCCCGCUCUUACGCAGAGCCCAGCCUCCGCAGAGGGCGGGGCCCAGGGAGCCCGGCCCCUCGGCGGUGCCCGGCCCGGCGCCAAUCGGGGAGGAGCCCACCUUCCGUCAGGCUCUUCUUCCCCAGCGUCCCUGGCGCCGCCCUUCCCAGCCAAGAUGGCGGCGCCCACGGUGAGGCGAGUGGGGUGCCGCCGGGCCGCGGGUCUCUGCGGGGUCCUCUCCCGGCGGAUCCAUCGCCAGCCGCUGCGGGCUCCGGCCGCCACGAGGCUGCUGGCGGCGCAGGGCGAGCGGGGCCUGUUCCAGGCGGUGUUCCCGGCGCAGGGCGCGGAGGAAGGGCUGCCCGCCCUGCUGGAGCCGGGCCAGCCCCCGCAGACCGUUUACUGCGGCUUCGACGCCACGGCCGACUCGCUGCACGUCGGCCACCUGCUCGCCGUCAUGGGCCUGCUGCACUUUCAGCGCGCGGGGCACAACGUCAUCGCCGUGGUGGGCGGGGCCACCGCCCGCCUGGGCGACCCCAGCGGCCGCACCAAGGAGCGCGAGCCGCUGUCGGAGGAGCUCGCGCGGGCGCACGCGCUGGGCCUGCGCGGGGGGCUGCGGAGGCUCUUCGAGCACCAUCGCCUGCUGUUCUGGCCCGCGGCGGGCGGCGCGCGGUUGGGCGAGGCGAUGCUGCAGGACAACGCGUGGUGGCUGGGGCGCGAGCCGGUGGUGGGCUUCCUGUGCGGGGUCGGGGGGCGCCUGCGCAUGGGCACCCUGCUCAGCAGGCAGAGCUGCCAGGCGCGGCUCCGCAGCGCCGAGGGCAUGAGCCUGGCCGAGUUCCUCUACCCGGCCCUGCAGGCCUACGACUUCCUGCACCUGCACCGACACCACGGCUGUCGCAUCCAGCUCGGGGGAGCCGACCAGAUGGGCAACAUCAUGUCCGGACAUGAGCUCGUCACCAAAGUGACGGGAGAAGAUGUGUUUGGAAUCACUGUGCCUCUUAUUACCAGUACCACGGGAGAUAAAUUGGGAAAGUCUGCUGGUAAUGCAGUUUGGCUAAACAGAGAUAGGACCUCUCCAUUUGAGCUGUAUCAGUUUUUUGUUCGACAGCCAGAUAGCACUGUUGAAAGGUACCUGAAACUCUUCACUUUCCUUCCUCUUCCGGAGAUUGAGCACAUGAUGGAAAUGCAUGCUAAAGAACCUGAAAAGUGGGGACCUCAAAAACGACUUGCUGCAGAAGUAACUAAGCUUGUUCAUGGAAAAGAAGGUCUGGAAUCUGCUAAAAGAUGUACGAAAGCACUGUAUUACAGCAAUGUGGAGGCACUGGAGGCUAUGUCUGAUCAAGAAUUACAGGAACUUUUCAGAGAAGCUCCAUUUGCUGAAUUGAUGCUUGAACCUGGAAUGAGUGUACUUGACCUGUGUCACAAAGCAAAUGCCAUUCCAGAUGGACCGAGUGGGUACCGGAAGAUUACAGAGGGUGCAGUCUCUAUAAACUACAUUCAAGUAACUAAUCCUGAAACUGUUCUGGUCAUUGGGCAACAUAUCCUCAAGAAUGGAGUGUCACUACUUAGGAUUGGAAAGAAAAACUUCUACAUUAUAAAAUGGUUGCAGCUGUGACAAAAGGAGAUACCAAAUUAAAACAUACUGUCACACUAAA
Dermochelys coriacea (leatherback sea turtle) is the source of this 1748-nucleotide messenger RNA. It is a transcript of the gene YARS2, whose product is annotated as tyrosyl-tRNA synthetase 2. Gene Ontology annotation, biological process: tyrosyl-tRNA aminoacylation. Lineage: Eukaryota; Metazoa; Chordata; Testudines; Dermochelyidae. Gene Ontology annotation, cellular component: cytosol; mitochondrion. The record is from RefSeq and is a predicted model, not a curated record. The transcript has 5 exons. Bases 23 to 1708 code for a protein of 561 amino acids. Gene Ontology annotation, molecular function: RNA binding; tyrosine-tRNA ligase activity; ATP binding.